AAAUUAUUGUUCAAAACUUUCAAAUGGAUCAGCUUUCCAUCUAUGGUUCGCCACAUUUUUCUUAUUGGCCACAGAAUAUGCCCGACACCGUCGAUCGCGAUUAUCACGAUCUGUGGCGACAAUCGAUGCCUAAACAAUCGGGAGUUGUGACCAACACUGGCACCGAUGAUGAUGACGACAACAACAAUAAUAAGUUUGUCAUACAGUUAGACGUCAGUAAAUAUAAACCCGACGAGAUUGAGGUCAAAACAGUUGGCUCGUGUGUGCAAAUUCAUUGCAAACACAACCGAAAUAAUAGUAACAGCAAAAAGUCGGACCACAGAUGGCCAGACGUACGUGAGUUCAACCGCCGCUACGCUCUGCCCGAUGGCUACUAUCCCGAGAACGUAGUGUCCAGUCUUUUACCGAACGGUUGGCUGAUUAUUGAGGCCAACAAACAGCUGAAACAACCGUCAGUUUUGGUAGCGGAACGAACGGUUCCCAUCAAAUAUUAUUGACCAAUCAUUUAACUAUUGAAAACCAUUUUUUUACUAA
Molecule: messenger RNA, 534 nt
Organism: Oppia nitens
Lineage: Eukaryota; Metazoa; Arthropoda; Arachnida; Sarcoptiformes; Oppiidae
Product: heat shock protein beta-6-like
Exons: 2
Coding region: 24-497 (157 amino acids)
Biological process (GO): response to heat; protein refolding
Molecular function (GO): protein folding chaperone
Source: RefSeq, a predicted model, not a curated record